Messenger RNA from Exophiala bonariae, 2199 nucleotides. RefSeq lists its product as uncharacterized. Lineage: Eukaryota; Fungi; Ascomycota; Eurotiomycetes; Chaetothyriales; Herpotrichiellaceae. Bases 1 to 2199 code for a protein of 732 amino acids. Gene Ontology annotation, biological process: vesicle-mediated transport. Gene Ontology annotation, molecular function: small GTPase binding; guanyl-nucleotide exchange factor activity; ubiquitin binding. Gene Ontology annotation, cellular component: endocytic vesicle; cytosol. The record is from RefSeq and is a predicted model, not a curated record. The transcript has a single exon.
AUGGAGACAGACGACAAAGCCGUUUCGUCGGAAACCAGUUCCAAUCUCAUAGAUCUUGAGCCCCCCAACGCCUCUAAAUCGAGUGAGAUUGUGGAAGCGACAUCGGCCACCAUAUCUGGCAAGGAGAAGGAUUCAUCAGCCGAAUCACCACCACAGGAGAAUGAGAACAAGGACAAGCUGAAGUCGGAUCAUGUCUCACCGCCCAAAACCCUUCCAUCGACACCCCCUCCGCCCGAGCCUCCAUCCCAUCACGAGAAACCAUAUCGAGACCCAACACCGAAGACUCCUGUUGUCUCUCGCCACCCGUCAGUUCGAGCCUUAGAAGCCGCUACUGGUGAAGAUGAAGAGGAGUACAACGAGAAAGGGUCCACCUAUAACCCAGAGGAUUCUGAGCGAACAUCUUAUCGCAAACCUACCAAGGACAAUGAGGCCGAGUCAGCGUCAGAAAUACAAAGUAUCAUGGAUCAGUUUGCAGAUGCCUCGAUUGCUCCGUCAAAGGAAGAGAUCAUGUCCCCUCGCCAUGAAAUGCCCAAUCCCAUCCUCAGCACCGGAGCUGGUUACCCACCAAGGCGAUCUAGCCUCGAGCAUCUAAGAAGAGAUAUGGAUAUAAUAGCCACAUCACCAGUCGUUCCCUCUUCAUCAAACGACAAGCCUCUACCAUCCCCUCCUUCGACCUCAGUCGACGAUCAAAGCAGCCCGCUCAAAUCUCCACCUCGAAACGCGGCGGCAGCCACAGCUGCACACGCUCUUCCUCUCCCUGAGCCCGAGCCCGAACUACCCUUCGACUUCCACCGUUUCCUCGAUCAACUGCGGCACAAAUCCGCCGACCCAGUUGCCAAGUUCCUCCGUUCGUUCUUGACCGAGUUCAGUAAAAAGCAGUGGAUGGUACAUGAGCAGGUCAAGAUCAUUAGUGAUUUUUUGACCUUCAUAACCAAUAAAAUGGCGUUGUGUGAAGUUUGGCGCGAGGUUUCAGACAACGAGUUCGAUAAUGCGAAGGAAGGCAUGGAAAAACUGGUCAUGAAUAGACUCUACUCGCAAACCUUCUCACCAGCCAUUCAGCCAUCUCAACCUGCACGGUCACGGUCGAGAGGACGAAGGAAAGAACAGCAGGAGAAGAACCACCCGAGCUGGAGGAAAGGCCAGCAUCAGGAAGAUGUCGAGAGAGAUGAGAUCUUAGCUCAAAAGAUUCGGAUCUACAGUUGGGUGCGUGAGGAGCAUCUCGAUUUGGUCUCUGUGGGGCCCAACGGCGAACGCUUUCUUCGUCUCGCGCAACAGGAAUUGUUGAAGAUCAAAGGCUAUCGCGCUCCAAGAGACAAAGUCAUCUGUGUCCUCAACUGCUGCAAAGUGAUUUUCGGUUACCUCAAAAACGCGAAGAGCUCUGACACAUCGGCCGACUCGUUCGUGCCGUUACUAAUAUUCGUGGUCCUACAGGCAAAUCCGGAGAACCUCGUCUCGAACAUCCAAUACAUUCUACGAUUCCGAAACCAAGACAAGCUUGGCGGCGAGGCUGGUUACUACCUAUCAUCACUCUCGGGCGCCAUACAAUUCAUCGAAGGCCUCGACCGCACAACUCUUACCGUAUCAGACGAAGAUUUCGAGCGCAAUGUCGAACAAGCUGUUUCCGAGAUCGCAGCGCAGAACCGCCAGGUCGAAGAGGCAGUGAGUCCACGCGCAUCAUUCCAGGAAAAAUCAACACUGGUGGAACCGGAGCUCACGCCGCGAAACUCCAUGGACGUGACGUCCACGAGUCCAAUACGCAGAGAUCCUCGUAGCAUGGCAGGCAGCUCCGAGGGCAAUUCCGACGACAGCGUAGUUGGACUGCUGCGGACGAUCCAGCGACCGCUGUCUACCAUCGGACGGAUUUUCUCCGACCAAGAUACCUCGCAGGAGAGACGACCGGCAUCAAGUCCCGCACCACCCGCAAAUGCAGCAAGGCUGAGCCCGGCAGUUUUCCAGCCGCCUCGCGGCGAGGCUGGCACCCCGUCCUACGACGCUCAGGAGGCAGCGGCGCGGCAAGCCAGUGCCGAAGUGGCUGAGGCACGUCGCAUACAGCGCGCCGAGCACAGGACUGUCGUUGAGACGCUGUGCGGCAUGUUCCCGAAUCUUGAUAGGGAAGUCAUUGACGAUGUUGUACGGCAGAAGGAAGGACGGGUCGGGCUGGCUGUCGAUGCGUGCUUGGCGUUGACGGCGGGUAGUUGA